This is a messenger RNA of Dacryopinax primogenitus, 1823 nucleotides long. RefSeq lists its product as uncharacterized. The transcript has 4 exons. The record is from RefSeq and is a predicted model, not a curated record. Gene Ontology annotation, cellular component: endoplasmic reticulum. Gene Ontology annotation, biological process: protein O-linked glycosylation via mannose. NCBI's taxonomy places the organism in Eukaryota, Fungi, Basidiomycota, Dacrymycetes, Dacrymycetales, Dacrymycetaceae. Gene Ontology annotation, molecular function: protein O-acetylglucosaminyltransferase activity. Bases 226 to 1758 code for a protein of 510 amino acids.
UAUGGGCGCCUCUUCCUACGUGGUUCACACCGCUCACUUACACGACGACGACGAGCACAGGUGCUGAUUAACUGUUCAUUACUGUUACCGCAUACAACGACCACAGGACACUAGACAAUUGACAUUCAUUGUCAAUAGAAAACAAUCAGGCUGGCUUCCUACUUCUCUCAACGAGGACGGUCAGCCUCCUCCUCUCUCUCCUCAGGUCGCCUCGCCCCAUCAACAAUGCCCCGCCCUCGCACUUCCUUCCUCCCAUCAUGGCGACGCGAGCGCUUCAUCCUCGUCGGCGUUGUAUCCCUCAUCGCCUGCGUGCUGUUGUUCAAGCCUAGUUUGCUGUUCAGCCUCCCCAAGCCGCAGCCAUGUGCACCUCUCCAGCCUGUAGAGCUCGCGAAGCCUGUCGACCCACUUCCACAGGCACCCCUACCGCCUAUCACCACUCUCCAAGGUGCGCUAGGCAAGCAAGAACCCGAAGAGAUCCGCUUGUAUUGGGGAACAGCGUUGCCCCCGGAGACCCGCAUCCUCUCCCACUCUCCUGGGUUCACGGUGUUCGAGAACCUGUACAUGAUGAACGGGACGACAUUCGUCGUUACCAUCUCUCCAGAAGAAGUGCCAGACCUCAGAUACGUUCUCGGGAGCGGGGCGGAUAACCCGGGGUAUCUCGAUCCUGUGCAGGACCCGACGGACAAGGACAUGCAGGUUAUCACCCCGAAGCAGGCGAGGGAGUGGUUUGGCGCCAGUGCGGUGAACUUGCAGGGGAAUACGCUUUGGGCACACGAGUCGGCUCAGAUGUUGCCGCAUUAUUACCAUUUUUGCGCAGAGCUGUUCUUCGGUAUUUGGCGCGCAUAUACCUCACUCGCACCUUCUAUUAGCGAUGACGGCCAGACGACACUUCCCCUACCACGCCGCUGGAUCUUCCCGCACGUCGAUACCAACGGCUGGCGGGACUAUGCGCGUAUGAACCAAUACGUGCUCUUCUCGGCCAUGCCCUCCAUCCAGCUCCUGUUCAAGGCAGGCUUCCAGGACUUUGCAGAGUUCGAACGACCUUUCGUUCUUGAACGCGUCGUCAUGUGUGAUCGGGGCGCGGCGAUCCGUGGGUCAGGGUGGAUGCCAGCGCAGAGGCUUGCGAGCCAGGCUUUCGAGCACCGACACGUCGACAACUGGUGGGAGCCUAUUAGGCGGAACGUCGUCAGAUUUGCGACAAACGACGGGGACCAGCGCGUUGCUGUCCCUACACUGCCCGGUCCUGCUGUAUUGGGUCGCAAGACAAAGCCCAAGGAGGAAAAGCCCGUGAUCACCUAUGUGAGCAGGCAGAAUUGGAAUACGCGUAGUCUGCGCGCGGAGGAUCACGAGACGCUAGUCAAGGCAUUGUAUCGACUGAGGGAUACAUAUGGCUAUGAGGUCAACGUGGUUACAAUGGACACGCUUACGCGCAGUGAGCAGAUCGCGUUAGCGGCCCGUACGACUAUCCUUAUCGGGCCUCACGGGAACGGCCUCACCGCCCUGCUGUGGAUGAAGCCUACUCCUCGCUCCGCGGUGAUGGAGUUCUUUUUCCCCACCGGCUGGGCCUACGACUAUGAGUGGACCGCCCGCCACCUCGGCAUCAAGCACUACGGCUGGCACUUUGACACAUAUGACCAGUAUCCGAACAUCCCCCCUGCCAACCAUUAUCCGCCUGGGUAUCAGGGCACGGACAUGCCCAUCGAUGGCGAGGCUGUGGCUAGGGAGAUUCAGAAGCGUCUAUCUGGACAGACGGAAUAAGAUGCCGAGUCAGCAGACUGUAGAUCUCUUAUCCCUAUCGGACACUCUAGUGAACUAGUUGUAAC